UUGUAUCAGUUCAGUUUCAAGAAUAGAGAAAACUAAAAAGAAAUUAUGAAAGGUUAUGUUAUUGCCCUUAUAGUAUGCGGUUGUGUCGCUGCAACUGCGGUGGUUCUUAUCUUAUGCUGUCUUCACUACCGCAAGAAGAAGAAAACGUGGUCUCCACAACCGCCUCUGCAGCCGAGAGACGUUGAAAAUGGUAGGAGCCACGGCGGUACGAGAGAUGGAGGACUUGUUGUUUUGACAGGGACUGCUGCCACUACAGCUAUUGUAGCUACGGCAGUAACCACCGGAACAUCCGAUGAUAUUAGUGGUAGUGGCGGAGGCGGUGAAGGUGGAGGAGACUGUGAUGGUGGUGGAGAUGGCGGAGGAUGUGGAGGUUGCGGUGGUUGUGGCGGCUGUGGAGGUUAAAUGUUUUAUAGUUAUUAGUUAUGAAAUGAAUUUAUAUGUGUGUUAUAAUUGUGUAUGUAAGACUUUAAAAUAUGAUCUCCGAAUGAACAUUUUUUUUUUGU
Messenger RNA from Arabidopsis arenosa, 503 nucleotides. The record is from the annotation of a GenBank genome assembly. Lineage: Eukaryota; Viridiplantae; Streptophyta; Magnoliopsida; Brassicales; Brassicaceae.